ACAGGAGAAGCCAUGAAAUGCAGCCUUGUGCUGCACGCUGAUACCCGGGGGAGGCCGUACCGUGCUGAAGACUUCGUAGGACCUCUGAACCAGGUGGGAGUUCGGGAAGACGUAGCAGGACUUGGCGCGUUUCAAAUGGGGCACGUCUGGCUGCUGAAGCUGCACAACGCCUCCGCCAAAGAGAAGCUUCUGCGAGAGGGGACCAUGCUGGUGAAGGGGCGACCAUGCCUGGUCAUUGAUCCAGAAAAACGAGAGCUGAAGGUAAAAGUCCACUGGGUGGCAUUCGACGUAACUGCUGACGCCCUUCGACGGGCCUUCGAGCCGUACGGGGAGGUCAAGGGUGUCACCCGAGAGAAGUGGAGAAUCGAGGGCCUGGCAGACGUGGAUUCCACUACCGUCAUCGUCCGCAUGGUGCUCCGCGAAGGCGUAACACCGGAGUCCCUGCCGCAUCAGCUCCGCCUCUACGGAGGCCCGCUCCUGGUUGUCGUCCCCGGACGGGCGCCGGUGUGCCUCCGCUGUCGACGCACGGGACAUAUACGGCGAGACUGCAGAGUGCCGAGGUGCGAGGAGUGUCGAGCCUUCGGGCAUGAGGCCUCGGAUUGCGUACGGUCGUAUGCUCGAGCUGUUGCCAGCAAGACCACCGACAGCCAGGACAGAAACCUCGUAAUGGACGAGGAGGAGGCCGAGGCGGCGGCGACUCCAACCGCGAGGAUUUCUUCGCAAGACCGUCAAGAGUCCGGUGAGCAGGAACACGAGCUGACGGCGAUGCCAAAAGGCCAGGUCUCCACCGUAACGUUGACGGCAGAAGGCACUGUCGGUGAAAAUGAGCCUAACGCGAAGAAGACCAGUGAAACGACACCGGCAGCUAAGGACGCGACUGACGCACUGGACGCCGGAGAUGGUACAGCAAUGGACUUCGCGACCGAGGCGAUCAAGCGGCGGCUCAGCGACCCGGAGCAGGGAACCGACCAGACGCUCCAGCAGACUGAGGGACCCUGGUUCAUAGUGACGAGAACAAGAUCUCGCAAACCGAUGAAAGAUCUGCCGUCCGCCAUUGUGGAGACAUUGGUAGCCAAUAACGGGGACCCCUACGCGUGGUGGUACGGGCAAAUCAUGAGCUACGCCCUCCGGAUCAACAACUCAACGCUGCACAAAAUUGACAAGUUCAAGGUGGCUAGUGGCUACGAACAUCCCAUUGUCGGAGUGAAUGUAUUCAAGCGGCUGGUGUUCGCUCUGAACAGUGAAGCGUUUGCCAAACAAGAAGAUGCGAAAUUUUCGCACUGCCCACACGAGGGCAACGCUUUCACGCUCAAUGGUGAAAUAGGCGACUUGUCGUGGCAACUUCCGGCUUGGAUACGCAACAAAAUGUAA
Molecule: messenger RNA, 1371 nt
Organism: Ixodes scapularis (black-legged tick)
Lineage: Eukaryota; Metazoa; Arthropoda; Arachnida; Ixodida; Ixodidae
Exons: 3
Molecular function (GO): zinc ion binding; nucleic acid binding
Source: RefSeq, a predicted model, not a curated record